Messenger RNA from Cynara cardunculus var. scolymus (artichoke), 1287 nucleotides. Its product is annotated as GDSL esterase/lipase At2g23540-like. Lineage: Eukaryota; Viridiplantae; Streptophyta; Magnoliopsida; Asterales; Asteraceae. The transcript is spliced from 5 exons. The record is from RefSeq and is a predicted model, not a curated record. Bases 6 to 1133 code for a protein of 375 amino acids. Gene Ontology annotation, molecular function: hydrolase activity, acting on ester bonds.
AAUUCAUGGAUUGCCAUCAUCCUAUUGCAGCUUUAAUUCUUUUCAUUGUCUUCACUGUUGCUGCUGCUGAUGGCAACCAUAACGACGGUGGGAGUAUUUUGGGAGCUUCUUAUAUCUUCGGUGAUUCUUUGGUGGAUGCCGGAAAUAAUAACUUUUUGCCGACUUUAUCUAGAGCUAACAUCAAACCUAACGGGAUUGAUUUUAAACCGUCCGGAGGCAAACCUACCGGCCGUUACACUAACGGAAGAACCAUCGGAGACAUCGUCGGCGAAGAAUUAGGCCAACGAUACUAUGCGGUGCCGUUUUUGGAUCCAAAUUCCACCGGAGAAGCUAUAUUACACGGUGUGAAUUAUGCCUCCGGCGGUGGAGGGAUUAUGAACGCCACCGGAAGAAUUUUCGUUAAUCGAUUAUCAAUGGACAUCCAGAUCGAUUAUUUCAACAUCACAAGGAAACAGAUUGAUAAACUACUGGGUGCAUCGAAAGCGAAGGAACACAUCAUGAAGAAAUCAAUCUUCUCAGUGUCGAUUGGGUCUAACGACUUUCUCAACAAUUAUUUGCUUCCUGUUCUCUCGAUCGGAGCUAGGGUUUCACAGAGCCCCGACGGUUUCGUGGAUGAUCUUAUUAGUCACCUCCGGUCUCAGCUUACUAGACUUUAUCAAUUGGAUGCACGAAAAUUCAUCAUCGGAAAUGUGGGGCCGAUAGGAUGCAUUCCGUAUCAGAAGACGAUCAAUCAGUUAAACGAGGACGAAUGUGUGGCGUUGCCGAAUCAACUCGCACUUCGAUACAAUUCUAAAUUGAAGGAUUUGAUUGCACAAAUGAACGAUAAUCUCCCCGGAGCUACUUUUGUUCAUGCCAACGUGUACGACUUAGUCAUGGAGCUCAUCACCAACUAUGCCAAAUACGGGUUUAAAACGGCGAGUAAAGCGUGCUGCGGGAAUGGUGGUCAGUAUGCAGGGAUAAUACCAUGUGGUCCAACAUCGACUUUGUGUACGGACAGAGAUAAACAUGUAUUCUGGGAUCCUUAUCACCCUAGCGAAGCUGCGAAUGUGCUCAUCGCCAAGCAAUUGCUGGAUGGCGACCCAAAAUAUAUAUCUCCGAUGAAUCUGAGGCAACUUCGGGAUCUAGAUCACUAGCUACGAUGAUCAACCAUUAGUUAACCGGUGCUAGUUUCCGUUUUGUAUGGUGGAUAUGAUGUUGAUGUUUCAAUUGUAAUGGUUAUUUUGUGUACUUUAUGGUUGAUUUUAUACAUGUAUAUGGGUCGGAGCACGUGAAUAAUCGAAAAAGAUU